AUGCAAAACUUGUUUGAAGUAAAAAUCAAGGUUGCUAAACCAACUUUGGGGUUCCCGUUCCUCACAACUUCUUUGAGCCUAGAUUUAGCUGCUAAGGUGCACAAGGUGAAGUUUGGGAUUUUGGGCAGGAGAGGAUGGAAUUGUUAUAAUGGUUGCAAACGUAUGGUUGCUGAUGGUAGCACGUUACCUUGGUGUACUAAUCCUAUGGUUGAAGAUGAUAAGGUUGGAAAGGAAAGGACUUGUGGCAGAAGGGCAAUGGUGGUUGAACAGAGAAAUGGUGAAACUAGUAUGUGCUUGGAUCCAAUGGGUCCAAGUUCCAAACAAAUGGACCAAGGUCCGAUUAACAGUAGCACAGUUAUUUUGGCUUAUAAGAUGAAAAUGAGGGGACGAGACUUGGUUGAAGACUUCGUCGAGUUUAUAGCUUCUCAAACGAUUUAUGGGAGAAGGGCUGAGUUUGACUCGAAGACUAAGAGAAUGGAGACUAGGGCUGAUUCUAGAAAAGGAGAAGGCCUUAAUAGAAACAUGCUAUGGAAUUUGGAGGAAAGACAAAUGAAGCAAUUGAAAUCUAAUCCCAUCGAUGAAAGGGAUUUCGACAGAAUCGAUCAACUACAAGCUCUCAAUGCUCUCCUCCUCAGAGAUGCAAGGGGUGAAGAGUUAGAAGAAGGCAUUUUUAAUGCAAAUGAGGUUCGAUUUGAAGGAGACCUGUCCUUUAAGUGUAAUGAUUCACUAGCAGACCCUGAAGGAAUGGAAUGGGGAGCUCUUAGGAGAAGUCGAGGGUGGUUGAUUCCCUUAUUGGAAUUGGGGAGUUGUUGGGGAGUUGUUGAUGAGAAGGAGGUUGAAUUCAAUGCUACUAAUGCCCAGGUACAGUCUGACCAAGAGCUACUAUCUGGGAGGUGGCUUAAAUCUCUGGAUGGGUGUCUUGGGCUUAAAAAAUCAUCUAAAAUGGGGGAAUUCAUAAGAUGGGACUGGGAAAAUGGAAAAAUUAUGGGGAACAGAGAGGAGGGGGGUUGUUAG
This is a messenger RNA of Ilex paraguariensis (yerba mate), 1014 nucleotides long. The record is from the annotation of a GenBank genome assembly. Lineage: Eukaryota; Viridiplantae; Streptophyta; Magnoliopsida; Aquifoliales; Aquifoliaceae.